CUCAAGCUGUGGGGCAAGGGUGGUACCGAAAAUGCGUUUUUCCUCCAGCUAACAAGAAGUGUCGUCCUGAGGAGUGCCUGUUGCUGGAGGACAGUGCAGCCACUGCCACCAUUGCACCUCCAUCGUGCCCAACCGACCGGAAGUGGACAAGAUUGAUUUAUCCUCGGCAGCCAAGAGAGGCUAACAAAAUAUUACUAAACAAGAACAAGAGAACGCAGAAAAGCAAGCGGCACGUCUUUUUUUUUUUUUUAAAGAGUGAGAUGUCUGAAAAUGUUGACAUUUGUCACGUCCGUCAUUCCUGUGGCAGAAAACGCCAACUAUUCUCUCGGCAAUGGGAUGCUCCCUACCCCAAUUGAGCCUCUCUCGAAUCCUUAAAGGAGCAGGAUGAUAAGAUGGCCCAGCUACUGGUACCGCCAGGUCCUGACAGCUUCCGGCCCUUUGUCCCAGAGUCACUGGCUGCCAUUGAGAGGCGCAUUGCUGAAGAGGAGGCCCGGCGACCACGGGCAGAACGUCGCAGUGAUAGCGACGAUGAAAAUGGGCCUAGGCCAAACAGUGACUUGGAGGCAGGGAAGUCACUCCCCUUCAUCUAUGGGGAUAUUCCUUCAGGUCUGGUGUCCACUCCUCUGGAGGACAUGGACACCUUCUACAGCAAUCAGAAGACUUUUAUAGUAUUGAAUCAUGGAAAGGCAAUCUUUCGUUUCAACGCCACUCCUGCCUUGUAUAUCUUGAGCCCCUUCAACCCUCUGAGGAGGAUAGCUAUUAAAGUUUUAGUACACUCCAUGUUCAGCAUGUUGAUCAUGUUCACCAUCCUAACCAACUGUGCUUUUAUGACCCUGAGUAACCCUCCGGAAUGGGCCAAGAAUGUAGAAUACACAUUCACAGGGAUUUACACCUUUGAGUCUCUCAUAAAGAUCCUAGCCAGAGGGUUCUGUAUGGGAAAAUUCACUUUCCUGCGUGACCCAUGGAACUGGCUGGACUUUAGCGUCAUCCUAAUGGCGUAUAUAACAGAGUUUGUAAACCUUGGGAACGUUUCAGCUCUGCGCACAUUCAGAGUACUGAGAGCUUUGAAAACUAUCUCAGUGAUACCAGGUUUGAAGACCAUUGUGGGAGCAUUGAUCCAGUCAGUUAAAAAGCUGUCGGAUGUGAUGAUCCUGACAGUGUUCUGCCUCAGCGUGUUUGCUCUCAUCGGCCUCCAGCUCUUCAUGGGUAACCUGAGGCAGAAAUGUGUGCGCUUGCCGAUUGCUAUCAACGCCACCAACAGCAGCAAUGCUGUUGCCGACCACAUGCUCAUUUUCGACAACAACCUGGCGGCAGAAGUAAACAACACAUUCUUGAACAGCACAGGGAGCAACUCCAACUGGACCGAGUACAUCAGUAAUGAGCGUAACUACUAUUACCUCCCUGGUCGCAGGGAUGCUCUGCUUUGUGGAAAUGGCACCGGAGCUGGGCUUUGUCCAGAAGGCUUUAUAUGUGUCAAAGCGGGUCGUAAUCCUGACUAUGGAUACACAAGCUUUGACACCUUUGGCUGGGCUUUCCUGUCUCUGUUCCGUCUCAUGACCCAGGACUACUGGGAAAACCUCUACCAGCAGACAUUGCGCGCGGCAGGGAAGCCCUACAUGGUCUUCUUUGUGUUGGUUAUCUUCCUGGGAUCCUUCUACCUUGUCAAUUUGAUUUUGGCUGUUGUGGCCAUGGCUUAUGAUGAGCAGAACCAGGCCACAAUUGAGGAGGCUCAGCAGAAGGAGGAGGAGUUCCAGGCGAUGCUGGAGCAGCUGAAGAGACAGCAAGAGGAAGCCCAGGUUGCCGCGGCAACAACAUUGGAGAGCAGGGAGUACAGCGGGAGGGUAGGCCCCGGGGGCUCCACCUCUGAGUCCUCAUCUGUGACAUCCAAGCUCAGCUCCAAAAGUGCAAAAGAGCGACGCAACAGGCGGAAGAAAAGGAAGCAGAGGGAAGAAGAGGAGGAGGAGAGGGGGACUUGCGACAAGUUCCACAAGUCUCAUUCUGAGGACAGCAUCAAGAGAUCCUUCCGCUUCUCCAUUGAUGCCAAUCGACUUUCUUAUGAGAAGAGAUGCUCCUCACCCAAUCAGUCUCUGCUCAGUAUACGUGGAUCACUCUUCUCACCGCAUAGGACCAGCCAAGCCAGCAUAUUCAGCUUCCGUGGGAGAGCACGGGACAUGGGCUCUGAAAACAAUUUUGCGGACGACGAGCACAGCACCUUUGAAGAGAGUGACAGUCGGCGGGGUUCCCUGUUUCUGCCGCGACGCGGCGAACGCCGUUGUAGCGCCAUUAGCCAGACAAGCCUCAGAGUGCCUCGGGUCUUGCUUCCUGCCAAUGGAAAGAUGCACUGUGCUGUGGACUGCAACGGAGUGGUCUCGCUGGUUGCUGUUACAUCUGUGACUACCUCCCCUGAUACAACUACAGACACUGAGGUGAAGAAACGGCACUCAGUUGAUUAUUUAGCUGAACCAGGAGGCAGGCAAAGGGCCAUGAGUGUGGCCAGCAUCCUCACCAACACCAUGGAAGAGCUCGAAGAGUCAAGACAAAAAUGCCCUCCCUGCUGGUACCGAUUUGCCAACACUUGUUUGAUCUGGAAUUGUUGCCCAGCCUGGCUUCAAAUUAAGGACUUUGUCAACAUGGUGGUCAUGGACCCAUUUGUGGAUCUGACUAUCACGGUUUGCAUAGUCCUAAAUACCCUUUUCAUGGCCAUGGAGCAUUACCCCAUGACUAAGGAAUUUGACAAUGUCCUUUCAGUCGGAAACUUGAUAUUCACUGGAAUUUUUACAGCAGAGAUGUGCCUCAAAGUCAUAGCCCUCGAUCCUUACUAUUACUUCCAAGAGGGCUGGAACAUUUUUGAUGGCAUUAUUGUUAGUUUGAGCCUGAUGGAACUGGGAUUGGCCAAUGUAGAGGGGCUGUCUGUGCUCAGAUCCUUCCGACUGCUCAGAGUAUUCAAACUGGCUAAGUCGUGGCCAACACUGAACAUGCUGAUCAAGAUCAUCGGUAACUCAGUUGGGGCUCUGGGGAACUUGACCCUGGUGCUCGCCAUCAUUGUCUUCAUCUUUGCCGUGGUAGGAAUGCAGCUUUUUGGAAAAAGCUACAAGGAGUGUGUCUGUAAGAUAAAUGAUGAAUGUCAGCUACCCCGCUGGCACAUGCACGAUUUCUUCCAUUCCUUCCUCAUCGUGUUCCGGGUGCUUUGUGGAGAGUGGAUAGAGACUAUGUGGGACUGUAUGGAAGUGGCGGGACCUACAAUGUGUCUGACUGUCUUCAUGAUGGUCAUGGUCAUCGGAAACCUGGUGGUUCUAAACCUGUUCUUAGCUCUGCUUCUGAGCUCAUUCAGCGCUGACAACUUGGCAGCAACUGACGAAGACAGCGAGAUGAAUAACUUGCAGGUCGCCGUGGGUCGAAUCCAGCGCGGCAUCGCAUUUGUCAAAUUUGCUGUGCGGCAGUUUCUCCAGAGCCUGUGCUUUCGAGGGGCGGGCAAGGGCUCUAACCUCCCUGAUGAGAGUAAACCCCUGGAAGAACGACACAGCAAUGGAAAGGGCAACUGCAUCACCAAUCACACAGCAGUGGAAAUUACCAAAGAUCCCGAUGGGAUGUACAGGACAGCUGAGGGUAACGGGCGACCAGGAGGAGGCCUGAUUGUCGGAGUCAUUGUUGAUGACAGCCCAGAAAAGUACUCCUUAGACAAAUGUGACUACAUGUCCUUUAUUCACAACCCAAGCCUGACAGUCACUGUGCCAAUUGCGGUGGGUGAGUCUGACUUUGAGAAUCUUAACACGGAGGACAUAAGCAGCGAUUCAUCCGAUGUGGAGGGCAGCAAAGAGAAGCUUGAUGUAGAGCCCAAACCUCUCAGUUCUUCAGAAGGCAGCACCGUGGAUAUUGGUCCCCCAGGAGAUGGGGUUGAUUCCGUGGAAUUAGAACCAGAAGAGUCCCUGGACCCUGAGGCCUGUUUCACUGAGGGAUGUGUAAGCAGAUUCCAGUGUUGCCAGGUCAACGAGGAAGGAGACAGGUUUAAGAGCUGGUGGACUCUCAGAAAAACCUGUUUUAUCAUAGUGGAGCACAACUGGUUUGAAUCUUUUAUCAUCUUCAUGAUCCUUCUCAGUAGCGGAGCACUGGCCUUUGAGGACAUAUACAUUGAACAGAGGAGGACUAUUAAAACGAUGCUUGAGUAUGCAGACAAAGUCUUCACCUAUAUCUUCAUCCUGGAGAUGCUGUUGAAAUGGGUGGCCUAUGGCUUUGUCAAGUAUUUCACCAAUGCCUGGUGCUGGCUUGACUUCCUCAUUGUUGAUGUGUCCCUGAUCAGCCUUGUGGCCAAUGCUCUGGGCUAUUCUGAGCUUACUGCCAUCAAGUCUUUAAGGACACUGCGAGCCCUCCGACCACUGCGAGCCUUGUCGAGAUUUGAGGGCAUGAGGGUUGUGGUGAACGCACUUCUGGGGGCCAUCCCUUCCAUCAUGAAUGUCCUGCUGGUCUGCCUCAUCUUCUGGCUAAUCUUCAGCAUCAUGGGAGUCAACUUGUUUGCCGGGAAGUACUACUACUGCGUCAACACCACCACUGAUGUGGUCUUCCCCAUUGAUGUGGUCAACAACAAGUCUGAGUGCCUGAAUUUUGUCAAUGACAGCGCCAGGUGGAAAAAUGUCAAAAUCAACUUUGACAACGUUGGUGCUGGCUAUCUGGCACUGUUGCAAGUGGCAACAUUUAAGGGCUGGACGAACAUUAUGUAUGCAGCAGUGGACUCUCGUGAUCUGGAGCACCAGCCCAAAUAUGAAGAGAACUUGUACAUGUACCUGUAUUUUGUCAUCUUUAUCAUCUUUGGUUCCUUUUUCACCCUCAACCUGUUCAUUGGCGUGAUUAUUGACAACUUCAACCAGCAGAAAAAAAAGUUUGGAGGGCAAGAUAUCUUCAUGACAGAGGAGCAGAAAAAAUAUUACAAUGCUAUGAAGAAGCUCGGGUCUAAGAAACCACAAAAACCUAUUCCUCGGCCAACAAAUGCUUUCCAAGGCUGCGUGUUCGACUGCAUAACAAAGCAGGCUUUUGACAUUGUUAUAAUGAUCCUCAUCUGCCUUAAUAUGGUGACCAUGAUGGUAGAGACGGACGACCAGACCCCAGACAUGGACACCAUUCUGUACUGGAUCAACCUGGUCUUCAUUGUACUCUUCACAGGGGAGUGUGUACUGAAGAUGAUCUCCCUGCGUCACUAUUACUUCACAAUAGGCUGGAAUGUAUUUGAUUUUGUGGUGGUGAUUCUGUCAAUUGUAGGUAUGUUUUUGUCUGAAGUCAUCGAGAAAUACUUUGUGUCCCCGACAUUAUUUCGAGUGAUCCGUCUGGCCAGAAUUGGACGUAUUCUCCGCCUUAUCAAAGGGGCCAAGGGCAUUCGGACUCUUCUCUUUGCCUUGAUGAUGUCACUUCCUGCCCUAUUCAACAUUGGCCUUCUGCUCUUUUUGGUCAUGUUCAUCUACGCCAUUUUUGGCAUGUCAAACUUUGCCUAUGUGAAGCAAGAGUCCGGAAUCGACGACAUGUUCAAUUUUGAGACCUUCGGAAACAGUAUGAUCUGUUUGUUCCAGAUCACUACCUCAGCUGGGUGGGAUGGUCUGCUGGCACCCAUCUUGAACAAGAGGGAGCCCGACUGCAACAGCCAGAUUGAGCAUCCGGGGAACACUUACAAAGGCAACUGUGGCAACCCAUCAGUGGCCAUCUUCUUUUUUGUCAGCUACAUCAUCAUCUGCUUUCUCAUUGUGGUCAACAUGUACAUUGCCGUCAUUCUCGAGAACUUCAGCGUGGCCACAGAAGAGAGCGCAGAGCCACUAAGUGAGGACGACUUUGAGAUGUUUUACGAAGUGUGGGAGCGCUUUGACCCCGAUGCCACACAGUUUAUGGAGUACAGCAAGCUCUCUGACUUUGCCGACGCCCUGGAUCCACCCCUGCGUAUGCCCAAGCCGAACAUGAUUCAGCUCAUCUCUAUGGACUUGCCAAUGGUCAGUGGUGAGCGCAUACACUGCCUCGACAUCCUCUUUGCCUUCACCAAACGAGUACUUGGUGAAGGCGGUGAGAUGGAUGUGUUACGCGGACAGAUGGAGGACCGCUUUAUGGCCUCUAACCCCUCGAAGGUGUCGUAUGAGCCCAUCACCACGACCCUCCGCCGCAAGCAGGAGGACAUGUCGGCUGUUAUCAUCCAGAGAGCAUUCCGCCGGUACAUGAUUUGCAUGACCAUGAAGAAGGCUUCGGCCCUCUACAAAGAGCAGUUAAAAGAGGGCUUACGAGACCCCGAUAAGGACGUAAUGGUCAUCAGCAAAUACCAGGAGAACUCCACCUCGGACAAAACAGACAUGACUCCCUCUACUGCCUCCCCGCCGUCUUACAAUAGUGUAACAAAAUCUGACAAAGACAAGUACGAGAAAGAGAACAAAGUCAAAGACUUGAAAGAUAAAUAGAUUUUCCGCCCAAAUGUUUACAUCUUCUAAUGGAGGUAGUCAUGUCCUUGAGUGCUUGUGGUUAGGAGAAGGUGGAUUCCCUCAAGUCGAGGAGGGCAAGUACAGGUACGUGAGUUUACAGAGAAUUUAGGACAUCUCUGAAGGGACCGAACCAUCCCUAAGACCCUAAAAAGACUACAGCAAAAUCUUGUAAUUUCUCAUUUGGUCGGUUGGUUGGUUGGUUUUACUGACUGAAACGCUUCACUGUACUGCUAUUUUGUCUGUAGCCAGUGCUGCUGCUGCUGCUACAGUGGAACCCGUUUAACUCACAUCAAGAUAAGCGGUUUUCGACAUGACCAUACCCGAAACUAGCCAAUUUUUGCACAUUUCCUUUGACUUUGUCCAGAGACAUAAGGAGAAUAGGAGAAUAGGAGAUAAACAAUUUUUUCAACCUGUACUAGUUUGUUCACAUGGUUUUCUUCCAUUUGUGCAUAUUUAAUUAGAUUCCUUUGUUUUUGUACAUGAUAUUUUAUACUCUUAGACCGUUAGGAUAGGCUCCAGCUUACCCGCGACCCUCGUUAGGAUAAGCGUUAUAGAAAAUGGAUGGAUGGAUCUAACAGAGCCUAUUUAAAGAUGGCGACUUGUGCAGAGUGUACUCUGCCUUCAGCCCGAGUGCAGCUGGGAUAUGCUUCAGGCUCCCCAUGAACCCGAAAGGGACACGUAGUCGAAAAUGGAUAAAUGGACGAAUGGAUCUAUUAGAGCUAUUUUAGUAAUUCGGUUGUCCAGUAGGUCAUACAUGUGCAAAUCUUUCUUCUGGUGGCUAACAAUAUAAGAAAAAAUAUAAAUGGGUGCAUUUUGUUUGUUACUGGGGUAGAAUUCAGGUUAAUACUGCGUUGCUUUUACUUUGAAGCUUUGCACUUAACAGGAAGUCACUGUGUAUGUUUCAAUGCUGUGUAACUAGACAGUUGGUAUGUUGCUGAUGAAGUUCCCGAUACUGCCACAAGUCUCCCGUCCAAAGGCAAAACCCAGUAACUCAAUUUUGGUAUAAACUGAGCUGAUAAUAAUUUUGGAGUUCCUAGGUGAUAUGCUUUAAAUUAGUGUAUGCGAUAUUGUAAUUUGUUCCGUAAGUAAGCUGUUACGCGCAUGGCAGGACCUAGCAACUACCACAUAACCGCGUAGAUACAACAGAAAAACCUAGUAUCUCAAGGGACCAAUCGGAGCUUCUUUGUCAGUCGCCUUAUUGUCUUUAAUGAGACAUUUGCACGAAUGGGGGCCGACGGUCAACCUGAUUAUGUGAUAUUAUGGCACGAGGGGAUAUUUGGAAGAUUGGCCCAGGACGUUGCAAGCACCUUCAUUAAAUGUAUUGUUCUUGAUUCUUCUCCUUGCAUACUCUUUUGGGCAGAUAACUGUGGAGGUCAAAAUAAAAACUGGACGCUGUGCAAACGCAGAAUGGGGGCCACCCGAGAUUGUGAUAAAAUAUCUGGAGAAAGGGCACGCGUUCAUGAGAGCAGAUUCAAUCAAUUGGCAAGAAAAUGAAAGCUCCAGAAAACAUCUAUACGUUUGAUGACUUUGUAGAUCUUUGUAAGACAGCAUCAAGAUAGAUUGGUUUUCCUUUGUUUUCUCAAAAUCAUCUAGAAGUGAGUUACUAGGUUUUUGCCAUUGGACGGGAGAACUGUCAACCUCAACAGACUGAUUUUUCAUAGAAAUGACUGAAGUGGUGGACCAGGACAUAUAACAAGUUGUUUGACAUGAAACGGGACCGACUUAAACGGGCUCCACUGUACUGUAAAUCCAGUGUCUUGAAUUGAAAAAAUGUGUGGAAUACUCUCGAGUACACAA
Nerophis ophidion (straightnose pipefish) is the source of this 8240-nucleotide messenger RNA. It is a transcript of the gene scn1lab, whose product is annotated as sodium channel, voltage-gated, type I like, alpha b. The coding region runs from base 393 to 6422 and encodes 2009 amino acids. Gene Ontology annotation, molecular function: voltage-gated sodium channel activity. The transcript has 27 exons. NCBI's taxonomy places the organism in Eukaryota, Metazoa, Chordata, Actinopteri, Syngnathiformes, Syngnathidae. Gene Ontology annotation, cellular component: plasma membrane; voltage-gated sodium channel complex; axon. Gene Ontology annotation, biological process: membrane depolarization during action potential; sodium ion transmembrane transport; neuronal action potential. The record is from RefSeq and is a predicted model, not a curated record.